CUCUCUCUCUCUCUCUCUCUCUCUCUCUCUCUCUCGGACGUGCUUCGACGAUACCUUCUGAACAAAGGUCUACGGGAUCAGGGCGAAAGAAGAUUGAGAUACAUCAGAUUAACCCCUACCUGGACGUCGACACCACGCUCCCACCUCGAUAACACACAGCAUCAGGAAACCCAGUUUCCAUUCUCUCUCACAUCAAAAGAGUAGAGCUAUACUUCACAUCAUCACACAUCAUGGGUCUCGUCACAUUGAAAAACCUCCUGUUCGGCCGUACACCACUCCCGACGCGCGCCAAAUCCGCCUUCAGCCGCGCAGAGAGUACAAUGUCGGAUGAGACCAUUGUCGACGGCGGCGACCUUGAGAGGCAACCCCUGCUGCGGUCCAGUGACCGGACCGUCUCGACGGCGACCAUGGCGACGACUACUUCAAAAACCUCAACCACAUCCACAAGGGUCUCAGAGAGCGACUCGAGCGGCUUCCGUCUCGACGCUCGCAUGAUCUCCGAUGCCACCAUCGGACUAUCCGACGGCUUGACGGUGCCCUUUGCCCUCACGGCUGGCCUGUCGGCCCUUGGACAGACAAAGGUCGUCAUCUUUGGCGGUAUGGCGGAGUUGAUUGCCGGUGCUAUCUCAAUGGGUCUUGGUGGUUACCUCGGAGCCAAGAGCGAAGCGGCAUCCUACAAGGAAACACGCAGCGAAUGCACCCGUCUAACCCAAGACGACCCAUCCCUCGCCCGCGCCCAAGUCCUCGAGGUCCUCGAACCCUACGACCUCCCAAAACAAACCCUCGAAGACGUAACAGACCACCUCUCCACCUCCCCGCGCCUCAUCGACUUCCUCAUGCAAUUCCACCACUGCGAGCAGGAACCGGCCUCCAACCGCGCCUUCGUCUCCGCCCUCACCAUCGCCGCGGGCUACCUCCUCGGCGGCCUGAUCCCGCUGUUCCCGUACUUCUUCGUCCCCGCCGAGGACGUCUACCUCGCGCUCUACAUCUCCGUCGCCGUCAUGGCCGUCGCGCUAUUUGCGUUUGGGUACGUCAAGACGUGUAUCGUCUCGGGCUGGUCCGGGUUGCGGUGCGUGAGGCAGGCUGUUGUGGGCGGGUUGGAGAUGGUUGUCGUUGGUGGUGCGGCGGCGGGUGCGGCGAUGGGGUUAGUGAAGGCUUUUGAUCAGCUGGCGCAGACUGAUGAUGUGUCGGCGUUGGCGAGCAAGAUCUUCUAAUACCCCUUUACAGCUUUCUCUUUUCUUCUUCUACUCUUUUCCGACUUACGUCGUUCUAUCUGGACUACGUCCUUUUCCUUACUUCAAUACCUCUACUCUUCUUUUUAUUCUCUCUGUCUAGAGUGUACACGGGAUGUGUUACACGCCAUCAGGGUGGUAGAGAGGCACAGGAAAAUUCGGACCGGGGGUCCAGGGCAAAGGAAAAAUCUCCCAUGUUUGCAUUGUUUAGCGUUUACGCGAUUACUUCAAGGGGAAUCAUACUAUCCCAGAGUCGCCUUCUAGUUGAAGAAGAUGGUUAGGUUGCAGCGAUGCGAAGGAGGGCGGCGUUGGCGUCGAAGAGUCUCACGAAACUAUGGGAUAUGACAGCAAGGACCGCUGCAAGGGAAGACAAAUGGUACUAGAUAGACCAUCUAUCAAAUAAGACUGAGAAACAUUCUCUCUUCC
This is a messenger RNA of Colletotrichum phormii, 1658 nucleotides long. Its product is annotated as integral membrane protein DUF125. Gene Ontology annotation, biological process: intracellular manganese ion homeostasis. Lineage: Eukaryota; Fungi; Ascomycota; Sordariomycetes; Glomerellales; Glomerellaceae. Gene Ontology annotation, molecular function: manganese ion transmembrane transporter activity; iron ion transmembrane transporter activity. The record is from RefSeq and is a predicted model, not a curated record. Gene Ontology annotation, cellular component: fungal-type vacuole membrane. The transcript is spliced from 2 exons. Bases 231 to 1214 code for a protein of 327 amino acids.